This is a messenger RNA of Panicum hallii, 1306 nucleotides long. Its product is annotated as transcription repressor OFP8-like. Gene Ontology annotation, biological process: negative regulation of DNA-templated transcription. The transcript has a single exon. Lineage: Eukaryota; Viridiplantae; Streptophyta; Magnoliopsida; Poales; Poaceae. The record is from RefSeq and is a predicted model, not a curated record. Bases 98 to 1087 code for a protein of 329 amino acids.
CUGCAACUCCCGCGCCCGCCCUCUCUCCGCACAGGCUCAGGCGAACGCGAUAGACAAAGGCGAGAGCGAACGCGCGUGAGCUGCCGAGCGGGAGCACAUGCACCUUCGUGAGGCGAUGGAGGGCGCCAGCGCGGACGCCGGCACCGGGCGCAAGAAGCUGAAGCACCGCCUCGCGGCGAUCCUCUCGGUGUUCUCCCGCCGCGCGGGGGGCGGCGGCAGGAAGCGCCGCGAGAACGAGAACGAGCACGAAGCGAAGCCGCCGCCGGUGGCAUUCCCGUCCUACUCUCGCAUCGGCGGCGGCAAGAAGCCCGGGGGUGGGAUCGUCGACCGCCGGCUGUCCCUCUCCGUGCCGCGCCCCGCGCCGCUGGUCCACAUCACCAUCGACUGCGCGGGGCGGCGCUCCGUCGACGCGGCCGACCCGUCCCUCCUCCCGCUCCCGCCACUCGACGCCGCGGACAGGAAGCCGGAGCGGCGGGCCGCGCCGCCACACAGCGAGGCCGGCGAGUGGGAGGGCCGCAAGUGCCCGCCGUCCUCGCCGUUCGUGGCGCACCUGCCGCCCGUGGCGCGGUGGAAGGAGCGGGCUGGCAGCUCGUCGCGCCGGCUGUCGACGCACUCGUCGCGCCGGCUCGUCAGCAGCUCGUCCUCCGACGACGAGUACGACGAGGACUCGAGGAACCUCUUCUCGUCGCGGAGCUUCUCCUCCGACUCGUCCGACUUCUACAACUGCCCGCGCAAGAACACCCGGGCGCGCGCCUCCGUGUCGGGCCCGUGCCGCGCGCCCCAGGCCCCCGCGCGGCGCGGCGCGUCCCAGAGCUGCCGGUACAGCUUCGAGCUGCCGCGGGGCUCGGCGGCGUCCGCCGCCGCGGACGGCGGGUUCGCGGUGGUGAAGCGGUCGGCGGACCCGUACGAGGACUUCCGCAAGUCGAUGCAGGAGAUGAUCGCCGAGUGGCCGGCGGGCGGCGGCGGCGGGGAGGGGGAGCACAGCGCGGAGCGCCUGCUGGAGACGUACCUCGUGCUCAACUCGCCGCGCCACUACCCUGCGAUCCUCGCGGCGUUCGCCGACGUGCGGGAGGCGCUCUUCCCGUGAGCUCGUGCCGUGUCCCCAGCAGCGAUCGGGCCGGCGCCGGUGCGAUGUCGAUAGGAAUUAACCUUGUCAAACCGAAGUAAUGGCACUAGAAUUGUGCGUCCGCUCUGUUCUACGCGUACGUGCAUCUGGCUCUGUCGUCCUUCGCCUGCUAACCACUGCUCGAUUCGACUCUGUUCUGCAGUCUCUGUACCUGAUGGUAAUCUUUCCUAGUUUCAUUGA